GCUUCAAGGAUCCAGAGUGAGUGGAAGCCGCAGUGUGGGAGCAACUGUUUGGGAUUCUUUACGCAGACUCUGUUUGGGAAAGCUUAACCUCGACGGGAAGAACCUUGCAGACGAACUACACCGGGACACUUGGACACGUAUAAAAAAAGGAUUUAGCAUUUUUGCUCUUUCUUGAAUGCGCGCGAGUGAAAGCUUUGGGAAUAAACAGCACAGCUGAGUGUUUUCGGCGUCCUGGAGGAGCUCUCGCCUGAGCCGAGCAGCUAACAAGGUCUCGCUGUGGAUUUUCGCGACUCAAAUGUCUUGCAGGAUACGGACGCUUGAGAGAGAUUCACGAUCUUGUGUGCUGUGACGGUGUCAGAGUCUGAAGUUGUGUUGAGGAGGAGUGGUUGAGGAGAUCAAUGCCAGGAAUCAGUGCGAACGCUCUGCCGUGUGACAGGUGGGAGAUGGAGGAAUGUGACCAGUACCAACAUUAUUUCUACGAUGACCAUAACCUGGACGAGGAUUUCUUCAAGUCCACCGCGCCGAGCGAGGACAUUUGGAAGAAAUUCGAGCUGGUGCCAACCCCGCCCAUGUCACCCAUCAGGACAGUGGAGGAGGGUGCAGUGUAUCCAUCGCUAGGGGACAAGCUGGAGUGGGUGUCCCAGUUCUUGGGCCAGGACGAAGAGCACGAGGGACAAUGCAAAGUCAGUGCAGAGAAGACUUUUGGUAACCUGAGCUCCAUCAUUAUCCAGGACUGCAUGUGGAGCGGCUUUUCCGCCAGCCAGCGGCUAGAGAAAGUGGUCAGUGAGCGCUUAUCUUGCUCGGGACAGUCCAAGCUGCCCUUUGCCCUCCAGACUAACUCUACGCAACCCAGCAAGUCGCAGGGUGUCCCUGCAGAUGCCACGCCUGUUCUCAACAGCUUGGCGGCGGAUUGUGUGGAUCCAGCGGCUGUCCUGACUUUUCCCUUGAGCAGCAGCUGCAAGAAACAGGUGUCGUCCGGGUCAGAGUCACGCACAGACUCCUCUGAUGAUGAAGAGAUCGAUGUGGUGACGGUGGAGCAUAAGCACAACAAGCCACGGCUGGUGAGCUCCCGUAAGCCGGUCACAAUCACCGUGCGUGCUGACCCCUACGACCCUGGUAUGAAGCGAUUUCACAUCUCCAUCCACCAACAGCAGCACAACUAUGCAGCCCCCUCCCCUGACAGUUAUGCUGACGCAGAGCCUCCUCGCAAGAGGGUCCGGCAGGAGACCUGUCAACCACGGACAGGCUCCACAACCCACAUGCUUGAGAGCAAACCCCACUUACCUGUUGCUGCCAUCUCCAUGCCAGCACAGGCCAUGGCCACUUCCCCACCCCACACUUCAUCCCACCACAGCCUCAAAUCUCAGCCCUCUAGCCCUCAAAGCUCAGAUAGCGAAGACCUGGACAGACGCAAGAACCACAACUUCCUGGAGCGAAAGAGACGCAACGACCUGCGCUCUCGCUUUCUGGCCCUGAGAGAUGAGAUUCCAAGCCUGGUGGACUGUCCAAAGACGCCCAAGGUGGUGAUCCUGACCAAAGCGACAGAGUACUUGCGUGUACUGCAAAUCUCUGAUAAGCAAAAGGCCCAGGAAAAGAAACAGCUGAAGAACAGGCAACAGCAGUUACUUCGGAGGCUAGCAGAACUAAAACGCUCCUAAAAAAGAGGGGAAAAAAGGCCCAACUUUGACACAGCCAGUCCAGUUACAAGAACUGCUCACAAAAAUGGAAAUAUUUAAAAGCAAGGACACCUGUACUUUAUUUUGUAAUAUUAUUCUAAAUAUUAUUUUUUAUGUUCUUUGCACAUUUGAUUCUGGAGUUGGAGAGAUGGAUACUUUCAGACUUGUUAGGUGGCUCUUUCUCCUGGUUUGUUAUGGAUUACAUAAACUUCACUCUUUCCCAAAGAAAGCCCUGCUGUGUGUUUGUAUCUUAUAUAAAAGAACUGAAUUGAAAAGAUUGAAGAUAAUAACCCCAAAUUGCUCUGGCAUAUUAAAUCAAUCCUAGCUGAGGAUAUUUUGUAAUAUUGAGUUAGCAUGCCAUUUAGGCAUUGUUUGAAAUGUAGCAUUUAGCCUGUAUGCAUGUUUAACUACCCUUAUAAAACGUUUUUCGUGUGAUGGAAUCUGAAAAAAGAAAUGAUUUCAUAAUCUUGGUGAAACCCGAAAUGUGUAAUUUGAAUGCCCUGCUGUGCCGUUACUAACAUUUCAGAAUUACUUAAACAAUUUUCAAAGUGAAGUUCGUGUGCCCAUCGCAAUAUUCUGCCAGGAUUGAACAGGCAGUUUAGCGGGCAGAAAGCUGCAUUGCCCUUGGCUGUCUGUCUAUAAAGUUCACAUACUUGUUUUCUCAGUAAAUAUUUUAUUGAUGCACAUUUGAGUCAAUGCCUUACACAGCCUUGCAGUGUAUAUAAACUGUGACAUUUGUACAUAAUAGCUCUGCUGUAGAUCCAUGUGUAAAAUAUAUAUGCUUUUUGUUUUAAUACCAAAAUCAAUGCUGUUGAUUUUGAUUAAUUUUUUUUUUUUUUUCUCGUCCCUUAUUUCCCUCAUGUCCUAAACUUGGUUGGCCCACUUGGCUUACUCCUAUGAGAAUAUCAAAGCUUCUAUUUUUGUUAAGAAAGGUAAAAAGGUAAAAAAAAUAAAAUAAAAUGACACUAUCAAACUUUACUUUUUAUCACUAGCCACUUUGAUGCUGUUUUCACUGCCUACUCAUUUCAUCUUGUGGAAUAUUUUUUUUUUUUUGUUUGUUUUUUUUUUUUGGGGGGUGUGUAAAAUCUUAAAGUAGGUUAGUAAGUCAUAAAUGUUAAAGAUACUUUUGUACUCUAUUUUCCUACAGAUUUCAGUAUUUGUGUUUUUGUAAUAUUAGUCAUUUUCUGUUCCCCCUUUUUUCUUUUGUUUUAAUUCACUGUUGGUGGCAUAUUGCAUUAUCCUUACAUUUGCAACGUCAUUUGGAUCAAACAGUUAGCAUGGCAUGUUUACUUCACACGCUGUAACUGUUCCCAUGCAUCAGAAUAUCUUCUACCAUGGGUGUUCCUCACAUCCUGUGGUAGGUGCACCCGGUUAUUUUCAAGCGUUAAAGAAGCCUUAGGACUUACACCCGUCACAAGCCUUAAUUUGAAAGCCAAUUUACAUUUCUUUAACAGGCAUAUGCCCCCUGCCCCCAAUGAAGAUUGUUCCUAGUCUUGGAUGUAUAGCUUAAAGUGCGAUUGUCCAAGAAUGUUUACUGUAGGAAUAGGCUUAAACUGUGUCUGGCAAAAAAGCAGCCCAGGGAAAGAUUAUGGUUGCUCAUCACUCAGCACACUGUUUUCUCAGCUAUACUCCACUACACUCCAUUGGACCCAACGUUGUUUUCUUAACUGCUGUGAUCUGCAUAUGCCACCAACAGUGUGCGGUUUUGUCUGUGUAUCUUUGUUUCCUUGGACUUUCAGUGUUUGCCUGAUUUCUGUUACUUUUUUUUCCCGUUUUCCUUCCCUUAUUUUCAUCUUUUUUCAUGCUUCUUUUGCCCUCUCCUGGUGGCCUUUUGUGGGCAUACUGUGGGAGCAUGGCAGCGGCAUUAAGCACUUUGUGUUCAGUACCUCAUGAGCCUAUAGAAGUCAGACAAUUAAUAAACUCAAAUCAAAUCA
Messenger RNA from Pygocentrus nattereri (red-bellied piranha), 3610 nucleotides. RefSeq names its product MYCL proto-oncogene, bHLH transcription factor b (gene myclb). The coding region runs from base 399 to 1658 and encodes 419 amino acids. Lineage: Eukaryota; Metazoa; Chordata; Actinopteri; Characiformes; Serrasalmidae. Gene Ontology annotation, molecular function: DNA-binding transcription factor activity, RNA polymerase II-specific; RNA polymerase II cis-regulatory region sequence-specific DNA binding; protein dimerization activity. Gene Ontology annotation, biological process: regulation of transcription by RNA polymerase II. The record is from RefSeq and is a predicted model, not a curated record. The transcript has 3 exons.